Carassius gibelio (silver crucian carp) is the source of this 2030-nucleotide messenger RNA. RefSeq names its product apoptosis inducing factor mitochondria associated 4 (gene aifm4). The coding region runs from base 260 to 1852 and encodes 530 amino acids. Gene Ontology annotation, molecular function: flavin adenine dinucleotide binding; 2 iron, 2 sulfur cluster binding; oxidoreductase activity, acting on NAD(P)H. The transcript is spliced from 20 exons. Gene Ontology annotation, cellular component: cytoplasm. The record is from RefSeq and is a predicted model, not a curated record. Lineage: Eukaryota; Metazoa; Chordata; Actinopteri; Cypriniformes; Cyprinidae.
UUGAUGUCACCGCCGCGAGCGCUGAUUGGCUCACAGCUUCGCCGAUGCUGUGUCACGAUGAGGUGUCAGAGAUUUAACUAGUUUAUCCUGAAUGGACUGCAACGAAACGGACAGGAAGCUGUUUGCGAACCUAAGAAUAUCGUCUAGACGGUUGAGCGGUGAAUACUGUGCACUUGAACUUCACUUCCAGUCUUGAAUGUUAACAACAGCAGCUCAUUGACCAGACGUGCUUUGCUGUAUAAAGAAAAUAACAACAACAAUGGAAACAAAACAGUGUGACGAGAUCACAGAGAUGGUGUGUUUAGAGUCGGAUUUGCAGGAUGGACAAAUGAAAGCGGUUGAGGUGGACCAGAAUAAAAUCCUUUUGGUGCGCAAUAAUGGAGAAUUUACUGCGGUGGGUGGUCUGUGCAGUCAUUAUGGUGCACCACUUAUCAAAGGUACAUUGGUUGGAGAUCGAGUUCGUUGCCCAUUUCAUGGAGCAUGUUUCAAUACUAAAACUGGAGAUAUUGAAGAAUUUCCUGGACUGGAUUGUCUGCCUAAAUACAAAGUCAAAGUUGAGGGUGGUAAAGUUUAUGUGACCACUGAUAAAAAGAAACUGAAAAAGCGUGUUAAGAAAAUGAGCGGUAGAGUGCCUGGAGUAACUCACACGGUUGUUCUGAUUGGAGGAGGUCCAGCUUCACUGCAGUGUGCAGAAACCCUUCGUCAGAAUGAUUAUGAAGGGAGAAUUAUAAUGGUUACCAAAGAUGAGCAGCUUCCUCUAGAUAAGACCAAGCUUAGCAAGGCAAUGAACAUUGAAAUUGAAAAGGUGCUGCUACGACAGAAUGAUUUCCUUCAAGAGCAUGGAAUUGAUGUGUGGACUAAAAAAGAGGUAAAAUCUGUUGACACUAAAGCUAAAACUCUGACUUUCGAUGAUGGCACUGACCAACACUAUGACCAGCUUCUGAUUGCUACAGGUGGCAGGGCCAGACCACUGCAGUGCCCUGGAGCUGAACUUGAAAAUGUGAAAUUGCUGGAGAGCUAUAAGGAUGCCAAAGAAAUUCAUCAAAUGAGUGCCGGCAACAAGGCCAUCAUUGUUGGAACUUCAUUCAUAGGAAUGGAAGUAGCAGCUUAUCUGUCUGACAAGGCAGCCAGCGUCACUGUUAUUGGCAGCAGUAAGUUUCCUUUCCAGUCAUCACUGGGUCCAGAUAUUGGAAAAAUGACGAUGCAGAUGCUGGAAGAGAAAAACGUGAAGUUCUAUACAAGUAAUGGUGUGGCUGAAAUACGGGGUGAAAACGGAAAGGUUAAGGAAGUUGUCCUGAAAAAUGGUGAAGUCCUUUCAGCGGAUAUUGUAAUUGUAGGCAUUGGUGUCAUUCCCAACUCUAAUUUCCUUAAGGAAACAUCUUUGGAAAUUGAUUCCCGCAAUGCUGUUGUUGUUGACAAGUUCAUGAAAACCAACAUUCCUGAUGUCUUUGCUGCUGGAGAUGUGGUGUCCUUUCCACUUCCUUUGGUUGGCCAUAAGAGAGUCAAUAUUGGACACUGGCAAUUGGCACAAGCUCACGGAAGAAUCGCAGGCUUAAGCAUGCUGAAUCAGCAGGUUGUGAUAAAUACUGUGCCAUACUUCUGGACCAUGCUGUUGGGAAAAAGUAUUCGAUAUACAGGCUAUGGAGAAGGAUACACUGACAUUGUUUUCAAAGGAAGCACAGAGGAAAGAAAAUUCUUGGCAUUUUAUAUCAAAGAUGAAGAGGUUGUUGCAGCUGCCAGCUUGAACUUUGACCCUGCUGUCGCAAGGUUGGCAGAUAUGUUACUGAUGGGGGAGAGGAUCACUAAGGCUCAAGCGCAAUCUGAUGACCUCAGCUGGUUGCAGCUCCCAUGAAAGUGCUUUGGCAACACUUACCUCAUUUACAAUAUUGAUUAAAGAUUGUCCAUCUGUCAUUAUAUUUGACUGACUGACCUAUAUCUUAUCUUCAUUAACAAAAACAGAUUGGUACUGUGUUUUAUCUUCAAUAUAAGCUUUUUCCACAUAAAUGUUGUUUUGUCCUGGAAGGAAUAAA